This is a messenger RNA of Lampris incognitus (smalleye Pacific opah), 4090 nucleotides long. Its product is annotated as C-type lectin domain family 4 member E-like. NCBI's taxonomy places the organism in Eukaryota, Metazoa, Chordata, Actinopteri, Lampriformes, Lampridae. The transcript is spliced from 6 exons. The record is from RefSeq and is a predicted model, not a curated record. The coding region runs from base 1 to 852 and encodes 283 amino acids.
AUGGAAAUGAUUCUCUCUGCAUCAGCACAUCACUAUACAGUCAGAGUGGCCCCCCGGCCAAGCGGCCCCGGCCCCUACAAACUAGCCACCGUCUUCCUGGCUGUACUUUCUGCUGUGCUGUUCAUCUGCAUCAUAGCCGUAGCCGCUCACAAUAAGAAAGUAACCCAGGGAGCGGCGGAGGAGCCCCAGAUCCAGAAGCAGACGCAGGAGGUCAACGUCACGGCUCUGCUGGCCACCUUGGCCCAGAUGCAACAGGAGAAGACGGAGCUGCACAGGAAGCAGUCCGAGCUGCAGGAGAAGCUAGACCAGCUGCUGAUCAAACGCCCUGCUCAUCCAUCACCCACUAACGCGCCUCUGGUCCCCAGGAUAGUGAAAAAGGUGCAGGACGUUCCCGCAGGCUCAGUGGCGUCCCCUACUGUCUGCCCCCAGGACUGGCACCUCUUCAACAGCAGCUGCUACUACAUCUCUGACGACAGCGACGACUGGGAUCUGAGCCAGUCAUUCUGCCAGGGAGAGGGAGCGCACCUCGCCAUUGUCACCACCGUCGAGGAGCAGACCUUCCUGUGGGAUCUUCUGCCACGCGAACACUGGAACGGCUUCUGGAUUGGGGUAACUGAUGGGCACACGGAGGAUGAAUGGAAGUGGGUGGAUGGCACCAGGCUGGUGAGCAGCUUCUGGGAGGACGGUGAGCCAAACAACCACCUGGAUGAAGACUGUGUCUACAUAGUGAAGACUCUCAAACACGAGCGCGUGGCGGUGAAGAGCUGGUACGACUCCCCCUGUCACCUGUCCUGGAGGUUCAUCUGUGAGAAGGAGUUGGAGCCUGCUGGGAUCCCCACCACCCCAAAUUAGAGCAAAGGCAGCAGGCCUCUUGUCAGGUUUUAACCAAGAGCAGAGGACAGCCAGUCAACGUUUUAUCAGAACUUGCCAACAGACGCCAUUUUGUUUGUGUAAUCGGGUCCGGUUAUGAAUGUUUUGUAGGAGGUUCUCUUGUGAAGUCACGUUGCACGCGUACUCCAAGUUCAACACAUUAACUUACAUUUAAGGAAAAAUGAAGGGCAUGAAUACUGAAUUUUUAAUAAAAAUGUAGUCAUAUAUUUCCAAGCUCUCAAUAUCACUGUUCAGUUUAACACCUUUUCAAAAAUGGAAAAGGUUUGCCUUCUACUUGACAGGCAUGUUUUUUUUUUUUUUUCAAAUUAGAUAAAAGUUUCUCAAAGGGUUUUACACAGAGAAUCGUAACUUCAGGCGGGAAAAAAAACCAAACUUUUUAAUCAUGAGACGACAGCACAACCGCUGAGCAGUUAGCGACGUCAUCUCGCUGUAAGAGUCUUGAAUACAAACCCCACACGGCCCAGAGACGAAGGGACCGUCAGCCCACCGACUCAUAUCGGAACCAUACCGACCGAUCUCUGCAUGGAGAAUCAGCCUCGGAUGCAAGCCCUCGCAUCUGCAGCAACACAGAGGAAAAACAACAAACAGGUGUCACAACAUCCCUGCCAAAAAUCUGAAGGGUCACACAGGAAGUGACAUGUUUUAGUGCAUCACCCAGCAGCCGUCUGUGCACCAGAGAGCAUGGGCGGAACAAAUGCUCUGUUUGGGUGUAGCGGCAAACAAAAUACUUAGUGGUUUCAAAAUGACUCCUGCAAGUGUAUGCCAAAAAAGGACAACAGAAAUCUUAAAGUACUCUUAAAGCACAGAUGACUAAGCUAAUAAAGAAAAGGUAAAUGCAGCGAAUUUAAAAUUUAAGAAUUGAAAAGCUGAGAAUUUAUGCGUACUUAAAUGUGUGUGUGUGGGGGGGGGGGCACGGUCACCUCACAGCAAGAAGGUCCUGGGUUCGAGCCCCGGGGUAGUCCAACCUUGGGGGUCGUCCUCUGUGUGGAGUUUGCAUGUUCUCCCCGUCUCUCCGGUUUCCUCCCACAGUCUAAAAACAUGUAGGUCAGGUGAAUCGGCCGUACUAAAUUGUCCCUAGGUGUGAAUGUGUAAGUGUGUGUGUGUCGGUCCUGUGAUGGCCUGGCGGCCUGUCCAGGGUGUCUCCCUGCCUGCCGCCCAGUGACUGCUGGGAUAGGCUCCAGCAUCCCUGCGAACAGGAUAAGUGGUUUGGAUAAUGGAUAGAUGGAAGAAUAAAUGCAGCGGGGCUGAACAUACUGGGUCAUGUUGCUUAACUUUCCUCAACUUAGGUACUGCACAUUCCCAAUGUGACAGGCCCCAAUUUAGCCAACCGCGCUCUCUCUUUACAUACCCUCAGUUGAAUGAACCUGUGCUGAAAAGACGGCUGCAAAAAUAGGUGGAGGAAUGUCGUAGCGGGCGACGGUAACCUCUAAUAUAAGGGCAAGUUAUUAGUUAAUGAACGAGUAGCUGGUGCAACGUGACUUCCGACCGCCGAAACAAACAUGACCGUACAUCUUGAGCAUUUCGAUCUUUAGCAUUGCUGCCAAGUGCAAGUAAUCUGCUUUGUUGUGUUCGCUGGCAGUUUUUCUUCCCGUUUGUUUUGUACCGAAUGACAUCAGAUUGUAGCGCUUAAUGUUAUCUUUGCCUUGCACGUGUCAUCCCUGCAGUCACAUUUACCAAAGCUGUUAUAAGACCCAGCAAUACGCAGAUACAUUUGUGCGUCAACCAACAGGUACUAUAUAGUAAUCAUAUUAUAGUAGUACUAUAUGAAGUAGCAGUAGUAGUGUAUCCGCUACAUAGUAGUUAUAUCAUAGCCAAGAGUACAUUUACUGUAAACACACCUCAGAUCAGCAGGAGGCAGUGAAUAGGAGACUCUGCAUAUGAAGCAGAUUUAUACUGACACACAUCAUUAUCACAGACAUAUCACCACCACACCUCAAUAACACAUCAUUGUCACAGACAUAUCACCACCACACCUCAAUAACACAUCAUUAUCACAGACAUAUCACCACCACACCUCAAUAACACGUCAUUAUCACAGACGUAUCACCACCACACCUCAAUAACACGUCAUUAUCACAGACAUAUCACCACCACACCUCAAUAACACAUCAUUAUCACAGACAUAUCACCACCACACCUCAAUAACACAUGAUUAUCACAGACAUGUCACCACCAUAACUCAAUGACAUAUCAUUAUCACAGACAUAUCACCACCAUACCUCAAUAACACAUCACAGACAUAUCACCACCACACCUCAAUAACACAUCAUUAUCACAGACAUGUCACCACCAUAACUCGAUAACAAAGUGCAGGCAGGAGGACACAAUAGCUGACAGUAAUGGUGUUAAAGAAAGCGGGGACACAAUAGUAUUGGCCAACACCGAUGGUAGUAUUAGAUGAUGAUGGUAUUAGAUGAUGGUAGUAUUAGAUGAUGGUAGUAUUAGAUGAUGAUAGUAUUAGAUGAUGGUAGUAUUAGAUGAUGAUAGUAUUAGGCAAUGGUAGUAUUAGAUGAUGGUAGUAUUAGAUGAUUCAUAUUAACUGCAAAGUGCUGCUUGAGUUAUAAAUCCUGCUAGUAGACCAUUUUAAGGAUUAAGGUAACUGAGGCCUAGAAGAGGAACGUUUUCAGCCACUCUUGAAGAAGCUAGUGAGUCCGUAGUUCUCAUGAAGGCCGGGAGUUGUUGCCACCAUUUUGGAUGGAGCAUCGAUGUUGGUAACACUGAUGUUAUUUGCAUCGGUCAGACAGAGUGGUGUAAUGAAUGAAUUCAGCAAGCUAAUGAUGUUAAGUGGAAAGGAAAUUAAGAUCCACUAUGCCAAAUUUACUUCCGCACUUUGCACUUAAGCAUUUCAAACAGGACAUUCAGGUUUUAAGAAAACUGUUUAUGUGGCCAAACUGCCUGCCAAAGCAGUUAAGUGCUAUUUUUAAUGCUGCUUGAGGAAAUAUACUUAAUUCACUGCAGUUUGGGCUCUCACUUUGAUUUGUGCCAUCAUUUUUGCCUUCAGAAUUUUUACAUGUUGAUUUCAAUUAAUCAUUGAUCAGUAAUCAGUCGUCAAUACGAGCCCUUCUGUGUGGAGCUUGCACAUUCUGUGUUUGUAUGAGGUUCCUUGCAAAGUCCAAGGACAUACAUGAUCAUUUGGAUUCUAAAUCCUGAAGUUAUGAAUGUUUUUUUAUAAUUAAGAUGGAAUAAAAUUCAAACUUUC